This is a messenger RNA of Porites evermanni, 4887 nucleotides long. The record is from the annotation of a GenBank genome assembly. NCBI's taxonomy places the organism in Eukaryota, Metazoa, Cnidaria, Anthozoa, Scleractinia, Poritidae.
GCAGCGUCAGGCACUUGUGACUUUGAAGGAGGUCUGUGCGGAUAUGAGCAUGAUCCGAACGCUGAGUUUCAAUGGAGCAACAACACUGGGUCUACCUAUAGCCCGUUCACUGGACCCUCGGGAGAUCAUUCAACAGGAACAGGUCAACUGUAAUCAACAUGCCCACUUUUUCUAGUGUAUAUAAAAGCUCAAAAUGAAACUGGCUUCAGAAAUACAGGCAAAAUGAUGUGCCAAUCCACGCGUUAUGCCUGGAAUUUCAGGGAAACAUGUUUGUUCAUACAUAGGAUUCUAACCAUGUAAUUAAGGUAAUUCAAGACAGUCUUCGAUUCUGGAUUCAAGAUUCAUUGUCAGUAAAACUUGGAUUCCGGAUUCCCUUAAAUAUAGAACAUAUACAUAACAAGCACAGCCUUUUUGCACCAAAGAAGACCUUCCCGAAUGCGUGACGAAUCCAGUAAAUUUCAUGGAGUUUACGUUUUGUGAAGUUUUUUCUCUGCCAUUUAACUCUCGAGUACUUAUGUUAAAUUAAUAAACUACUAAAUUUUAUAAAAUAAACCAUAUUCUUCGGGUUAUUCGUUAAUUUUAAUUAAUUUUAACCUUUUCAAUAUUAACAAAAGUUGGCUUUUUAUCUUUUUUUGCAAUCAGGAUCGUAUAUGUACAUCGAGACAUCUUACCCGCGUUUAAACCGAGAAGCUGCGCGCUUAAUUAGUCCCGAGAUCUCCAAUGCUGACGGAAACUGUCUCAGUUUCUACUUUCACAUGCAUGGCCACAAUAUCCGGCAGCUUUCAGUAUAUUCACAGACCCAUAGCGGUUCUAGAACUCUUCUCUGGCGCAAGCAAGGGAGGCUGGGAAAUGACUGGCAUUUUGGUUCUGUUUCAUUAAACAUACCCAAAGAUUCAACCAUAAAGGUGAUGUAUCUAUACCGAAAAUGAAAGUCGAGCAUUUUUAAAGCGUUGCUCAAGUAGUCUAUUUCACUCGUGCGCGGCAUUUUGGGGGAAACGCACAAUAAAGAUUCACAUGGUACGGAGUUCUCGAUUUUUUCAAGCUGCGAAAAAAGGCGGACAAAAUUUACAAAUAGAUUGCAGGUUAGCCUGUUCCAGACGCUGAGUUAGGGGACGGCGCAGAGAGAAAAGAGGCGAAAAGCAGCGAGGCGGGGUGGAUUUUUUAUUAGUUUUGUGCCACACUUGCAUGGAAUUGGCAAAGUCGAGUGAAUAUGGUGAUAUUUAAAUGAACAGGCCAGAAAAGCAACUAUGUAUUAAGAAAAACAAUAAGAAAGUACUGACAAAUCAGUCAAAUCAUUGCAUUAAGGUGGCUGAACAGUUUUGCAGGCGGUCAACGCAAGCACGUGUCUUAAAUUAAACAAACAAACAUGGCGGUGAAAAAGGCAAUGUUACACAGAAGAAGAUCUCUCAAAAUCUACUCAUUAAAAUUUUGUGAUCUUUGGUAGAAUUUCUACUUUUAUCGCAUUUUAAAUAAUGAGAACUUUAAAAUGAAAGUUGAGCAGACGAAUUUUGUAACACAUUUAAUAAUAACAGUACAAUUAUAUUAUUGAUUAUCUAAAAACCCGUCUGUUAAAAUUUGGUCAAAUAAGUUUCAAGUGACAGUAAGCUGUGUGCAAGUUUACAGGAAAAUCUAAUGAAAGAAUUUUAUGUAAGCUAAGCAAAAGUGAAACUUUAAGGUUGCAUUCAAUCGUUUAUCUUGCCAUGGAAACUACGAAAACGUCAAAUUUUACCUGUCAACCAUAAGCUUUCAUCAGUAAAUUUUUCACCUGCCAAGUUUCAGCUUGUAAGCUGAAACCUUUCUCUUGCCGUGAUUUGGCAAAUGACAUAUACUCAGAAACUGCCAAAACAGUGUUUAGCCACCUUAAAGGGGAGUAUUCUCUGUACAAACGCAUGCUCUGAGACUCUGUUACCACCAAGAUUUCUAUCUUGUGAUUUAUGAUAAGCAUUACCAGGAAAAGGAAUAAGGUCUAUGGGUAAUGGUUUGAACCUAGAGGCCCAUGUCAUAAGUAGGUGAAAAGUGAUCCUCCAGGCAAGAGUAUUACUGAAUAGGACAAUCUGUGCGGUAGUCAUCUUCAGAUUCAGUCACUGUUAACAACACUCCUAAUUCUCGAAAGAAGAUAUCCCACCUACUUAUGACACUUGUCAUGGCUGAUUAAAAGGGUAGGACUGAAGCUGCCAGAUCAUCAAUUGAAAGGUUUUGACAUACUUCGAUACCUGAGCAUGGUAUUUAUAGCACAAUUUAUCUCUUUCACAAUAAAGGUUGAGAGUAUCUUGUGUUCAUUUGAAUAUCGAGAGUUCCUUGGCUUUGGUUAAGCCACAAAAAUUUAAUAAUGGGCAACAAAAAAAUAUAAAAGGAAUGGAAUAAUAAUAAUAAUAAUAAUAAUAAUAAUAAUAAUAAUAAUAAUAAUAAUAAUAAUAAUAAUAAUAAUAAUAAUAAUGAUCAUGAUAAUGAUCAAAAUAAAGCGAUCCUGAUAACCUUUUAAGCAUCGGGAACUAAGUUAAGAACAAAUUAAAAAUGAGAGAAACCUUUAAUAAUUCAUAAGGUUGGACGCAUAGUAAGUCGGUAUAACCUAUGACUGGCAACCUUGAAACUUCAACCAACUAAUGUGUUGUUGAACAAACAGGUCGUGUUCGAGGGAUUGGCUGGCACGAGCUAUAUGGGCGAUAUAGCCCUUGAUGACGUAAUGGUGUUCAAGGAUAGCAAUUGUGGGUUAAACCCAAGUUCAGCACAGCCAAGCUCACCACAACCAACACCCAUCCCCACGCCCCCAAGUAAGUUGCGAUGCUGACUUAAAUUCUUUUCAGUCUGCUCGAUAUAACGUAACAGUCACGUGAAGUUUCAAUCGAUAGGCACCCAAUCCAUUAACUUCAAUUCGCUACGUUUCCUGGAUAAAGUUAAACGUUUUGAAAAAUUUCUAAUUAAUACCUUACACGAACCGCUACUCGCCUUACAAUACAUAACUCAGUCAACCUAGGAGACUUAAACGAAACCCAGCUAAAGUACUAGUCAAACCCCGCUUUACGAACACCCGCUUAAUACGGACACCUGAUUAUUACAGACAGUUUCAUUUGUCCUUGAGGAAAGAAAGCCCGUACAUUUUCCCUACAUUUAACCCGCUUAAUAUGGACACCUCGUUAAUACGGACACUUUCCAUGGCCCCUACAGUGUCCGUAUUAAUAAGGUUUGACUGUGGAAGAGCGCAAAACCGUCCUUUGCAUGAGUAGAGAUCUUAGAAAAAAGAUUUGAACCUGAUGCUACUCAGCGAAAGAACCUUAAAAGGGCCUUGUUUAAACGUCGCAUUUCGCAUGCGCCGAAUCUAAUGCAAAUGAGCAACAACAAUAGAUUUUCCUGACAGCAAUAUGUUUGAACCGGAUCUUAGUUCUGCUCAUGUGAUGACCUGAUUACGUUUCUUUCUAUAUCAAGCUGUUCACUCUUGUGGAUUCAAACCCCAUACUCGAAUUGUGGGCGGCACCGUGGCGAUUCCAAACUCUUGGCCGUGGCAGGCAAUGCUCAUGUACCAGAAGAGCAAAGGGGAAUGGAAGCAGUUUUGCGGAGGAUCCCUCGUAACCCUUGAAUGGGUGUUGACCGCUGCCCACUGCGUAGUCGAUAUCAGAGAAGAAGAUUACGGUACUCACAUGGUCAGGUAGUAAGAUUUCAAAACGUUUCUUAACUGAGAAUCCUUGAAAAUAAAGUCUGACUUUCACGCAUUGUUAAAAUUUUGAAUCGAUCCACUGCCACUUAGUUAUUGCUUUCAGAUGUCAAAGAGAACUCUUGGGAGUAUCUCCAACGCCACUUUCAAAUACAAUAUCAUAAUAGAAUUUUAACUUUUCAUAUAGUAACCGGACUUGAAGNCACUCUUGUGGAUUCAAACCCCAUACUCGAAUUGUGGGCGGCACCGUGGCGAUUCCAAACUCUUGGCCGUGGCAGGCAAUGCUCAUGUACCAGAAGAGCAAAGGGGAAUGGAAGCAGUUUUGCGGAGGAUCCCUCGUAACCCUUGAAUGGGUGUUGACCGCUGCCCACUGCGUAGUCGAUAUCAGAGAAGAAGAUUACGGUACUCACAUGGUCAGGUAGUAAGAUUUCAAAACGUUUCUUAACUGAGAAUCCUUGAAAAUAAAGUCUGACUUUCACGCAUUGUUAAAAUUUUGAAUCGAUCCACUGCCACUUAGUUAUUGCUUUCAGAUGUCAAAGAGAACUCUUGGGAGUAUCUCCAACGCCACUUUCAAAUACAAUAUCAUAAUAGAAUUUUAACUUUUCAUAUAGUAACCGGACUUGAAGCAAAUGUUGAUUAUAGGAUCUAUUUCUCUUUUUCACAGGAUGGGUGCGCAUUAUAAAAAUACCUCACUUUUGACUGGCUCUGAGCAAGACUUUGGAAUAAAAAAGAUCUAUUUCCAUCAAGAAUACAACAGCUUGGCCCGUUACAAUUUUGACAUUGCCCUUAUUCGCUUGGACCGACCUGCCAUUAUUCAAGACGGUGUAGGUCUGGUAUGUCUUCCUGACGACAAUAUUAGCUUUCCCCCCGGAUCUGAAUGUUGGAUAACCGGCUGGGGAACACUAAAACCAGGGGGACCAUCACCAGACGAACUCCAGCAGGCCAAGGUCCCUUUGGUAUCGAAUCAAAAUUGUACCAAGAAUGGCUCGUAUCCAGCGCACCAGAUUACCCGCGAGAUGCUAUGCGCAGGGUUUCCAGAGGGAGGUAUAGAUGCUUGCCAGGGUGACUCAGGUGGACCACUAGUGUGCGAGGAUAACGGCAAAUGGUAUCUUGUGGGAGAUACUAGCUGGGGCAAGAGCUGUGCUGAGCCAAACUAUUAUGGGAUUUACGCCAGAGUGGCGCUUCUUAAGGAUUGGGUCUUCCAUGUGAUGGCCCAUCCGGAUAGUUAUUCUCAGUGA